UGUGCUCCACUGAGAGGAAACUAUUUGCGAACGAGCUCCGAGUCCUGAGCCAGCUUUAAUUAUCAGGAGCUUUGAGCAGCCUCUGUCCUGACUGGACAUUAAGAGGCCUCUCCAUCCAAAGCAAAGCCAGGGAAGAAGAACUCUUGAGGGCUCCGUCAAGCGUGGAGGUGUGGAGAGGGAGAAAGAAACAUGGACACAUGCACCUGUGCUUUGGAGCUGCUGGGGAUGCUGGUCUACGUUGGUGCAUGGCUGUGCGCUUUAGCCACUACCAUCUUACCACAGUGGCUGACCAUGUCCACCGCACUGCUGCCUAUAGAGAGCUACGACCUGGGGCUGUGGGAGACCUGUGUGGUCCAGGAUGUUGGAGGUAUUGAAUGUAGAGGUUAUGACAGCUUGAUGGGCCUGUCCUGGGACCUCAAACUGGCACGUAUCCUCAUGUGUACAGCCCUGGCUGUGGGUGUGCUGGGAAUUCUAUUGUGUAUACCUGGCCUUCACCUGAUCCACAGCUGUAAAGAACAUGGAGGCGAUCGAACCAAGAGGACUUUAACCAUCAUAGGAGGGGUGUUAGGGAUUAUUUCUGGAGUUCUGUGUCUGAUUCCCGUGUCCUGUAUGGCUCAUAUAGCAGUCACAGAGUUCCAUAAUGAACAGUUACCUGAAGUGGUGCCUCGGUGGGAGUUUGGAGACGCUUUGUUCUGCGGCUGGGUAGCCGGAUUCCUCCUCAUCGUGGCCGGGCUGCUCAUGAUUGCAUCAUGCUCGUGCUCACAGGAGGAACCCCAGCCCAUGAUGCAGCAGAGACGCCAGAUGAUGAGCAAAGAUGGUAACCUCAGGGAGCGUAUGGAGUAUGUUUGAUGGAGGAAUUACCUGCAAAGAGACUGACAGCAUAACACCUGUACCAUCUGUAGAGCUGCACUUUAAACUGCUUUUGCCACAAAGAUGUAAACAACAGUUUACAUUUUUAUAUAUAUACAUGUAGAAUACAAGACAAUGUACUAUAUGAAAGUGUUUUAAUCAUCUUGUUCCAGAUAUUUUAAACUAUCAAACAUUACAUUUUAAAUGACCUGCUGUGAUCAAUACAAAUAAGUAUUUUUUUUAAGAUGGGUUUUUGUAAAAAAUACAUUAUAGUAUCCCUCAUUCUCGGAUGGUUUCAGGAACUUUCAUUCAUCAACAGCAAAAAAAAAAAAAGAAAAACAUUAUUUGCUCACCUUUUCAAAUGCUGUAAUUUGUCAUUUAUUUGUGAUGCUAAAGCAUAGAGAGUACUUUUUAAAGCACAAAUUGUUUAAUAUCGUGUUAAGUUUGCUUAUGAGCUGUAUUGUGCAGCACUAUUAAGAUGAUUCAUACAAAAUGUAUUUUUCUUUUCAUUAAAACAGCCUCUUUCCUGUGCUGGUA
This is a messenger RNA of Melanotaenia boesemani (Boeseman's rainbowfish), 1386 nucleotides long. RefSeq names its product putative claudin-24. The coding region runs from base 190 to 849 and encodes 219 amino acids. Gene Ontology annotation, molecular function: structural molecule activity. Gene Ontology annotation, cellular component: bicellular tight junction; plasma membrane. The record is from RefSeq and is a predicted model, not a curated record. Lineage: Eukaryota; Metazoa; Chordata; Actinopteri; Atheriniformes; Melanotaeniidae. Gene Ontology annotation, biological process: bicellular tight junction assembly; cell adhesion. The transcript has a single exon.